Messenger RNA from Symbiodinium natans, 3891 nucleotides. NCBI's taxonomy places the organism in Eukaryota, Dinophyceae, Suessiales, Symbiodiniaceae. The record is from the annotation of a GenBank genome assembly.
AUGUUGAGGCCGACCUCCAAGAGCCUCGCCAAGGCCAAGGCCAAAGCCAAGGCAGAGCCUAAAUCAGAGGCGUGGAAGCUUGGUGCUCGCGCGAAGUCAGCUGCAAAGGCGGCACAAGGGUCUGCUUCCUCUGAGCCCGCGCCGGCAGACCCCGUGAAGCCAAAGGUGCUCGUCGCGCCAAGCAAGUCAGUGGCAGCUGGAUUGGCUGCGGGGCGGGCAGCGGCGCCGUCGAAAGCUCCGCCUCUGGCGGCCAAGGCAGCGCCGAAGCUUGCGCCGAAGGCGGCCAAGUCAGCGCCGAAGCUUGCGCCGAAGGUGACGCCGAAGGCAAAAACCAGCCCUCAUGGCUCUACUGCGGGACUGGAGGCUGCCCUGCAGUCAUCGAUAGGACGAGGCACCAAGCGUGCUACGCCAGAGAGCGACGACUUUGCCGCCAUGGCGGCAGCCGUGAAGCACCACAAGAGCGCGACCCCAAAGGUCAAAGCCCUGGCCGAGGUCGUCUGCCCAGACUACGAGGAGAGUGACCCCUACCGCCUCGCCCAGGGCAUCCGAGCCUGGGCUACGCUGGGCGAGAAGGCCGUGCCGACGCCUUGGGCCACUUUCCCGGAUGCGCGAAUGCCUCCAGAGCUCAGCCGUGCCUUCUACGGAUUGGGCUUCGCUGCGCCUACGCCCAUCCAGGCACAGGUGUGGCCUGUGGCCUGCCAGAGCUUAGACGUCAUCGGCAUCGCACGCACGGGUUCCGGCAAGACUCUGGCAUACCUCUACCCUGCCUACCUCUGGAUGGCCUCCCGCCCGGGGCCCGGCGUUCGCUCGUUGCUCUUGGCGCCCACGCGCGAGCUCGCCACGCAGAUCCACGAGGAGGCUUGCAAGUUUGCUGCAGCCUCCAAAUUCACCAGUGCCUGCGUGUAUGGUGGAGUGCCGAAGAAGGACCAGCUGCCUCUUGUCCGUGCUGGAGCUCCAAUUCUGGUGGCCACGCCUGGGCGUUUGAAUGACUUCCUGGAGUCCCGCCAGAUCUCCCUGCAAAGCGUUGGAUACCUUGUUUUCGACGAAGCAGAUCGAAUGCUGGACAUGGGCUUCGAGCCGCAGAUUCGUGACAUCGUGAAGCAGCUCCCUCGCAGGCGGCAAACGCUCAUGUUCAGCGCUACGUGGCCAGAAGAGGUCCAGUCAUUGGCCCACGACUUCCUUCAGGACCCGAUUCACAUCCAGGUCGGCGACCCCACAGCUCUGCAGGCCAACGAAGACAUCAGCCAGCAGGUGUUGGUGCUGGGCUAUGAUCAGAAGGACGAGAUGCUCCUCAAGGCAGUUCGUAGCACCCGGCCCGACGAGCGCGUCUUGGUCUUCGUGGCCAUGAAGAAGCACUGCGAUCUCGUGGCCCGCACUUUGCGAAAGAAUGGUGUGGUGGCGAAUGCCAUGCACAGCGACAAAGACCAGCAGGAGCGCGAGGAGGCGCUGCGACAGCUUCGCAGCGGUGAGGCCCGAGUGCUCGUGGCUACCGAUGUGGCGGCCCGGGGUUUGGACGUGAAAGGUAUCGCUUUGGUGGUGAACUACGACCCGGCCAACAGCACAGAGGACCAUGUCCAUCGGAUCGGGCGCACCGGCCGUGCUGGGCAGAAAGGCCGCAGCAUAACCUUCCUCACGCGAUCUGGAGAGGACGCAUACAAGGCCGUCGGCAUCGCGGAGGUCAUGGAGAAGGCCAACUGCCCGGUUCCGGCGGAGAUGCAGCAGCUGGUGGAUCGUGUGCGCCAGCGGCAGGCACAGGCGCGGCAGAGCGACCAGCGCUGGGAAGACUUGCCGAAGGUGCUCAUGGUCGCCGAGAAGCCUUCUGUGGCGAAGCUUGUGGCCGAGAGCCUCUCAAAUGGCCGCAUGCGAUUUCGCAAAGGGCAGAGCCGGGCCGUGCAGAUCUUCGAGUUUGUGACCUGGUUCCCGCCGGCGCAGCAAAAGUGUCGCAUCCUCCAGACUUCUACCAUCGGGCACAUCUUUGGGCUUGACUUCGAGGAUGGCAGACCCUACGAUCUGGCGGACCUAUUCUAUGCGAAUGUCAAGAAGACGGUGGAGGGGGCGGUGGCCAAAAAUCGGAUCGUGGAGCACAUCCAAGAGCUUGCCGGUGAAGCCGAGUACCUGGCGCUCUGGCUGGACUGCGACCGCGAGGGCGAGAACAUCUGCUACGAGGUGAUGUCGCUGUGCUCCUCCAUCCCAGAGGAGAAUGUGUAUCGCGCACAUUUCUCGGCACUGACGCAGCCAGAGAUCAAGACUGCCUUUAAGACCCUGGGGCGCCCAGACAAGCAGCUGGCCAUGGCAGUGGAUGCGCGCCAGGAGCUGGACCUGAAGAUCGGUGUGGCCUUCACGCGGCUGAUGACGCGCACCUUUCUGAACUUCGCCAAGGAGAAGUUCCGCGUUUGGGAUCAGACCUGCCUGAGCUACGGCCCGUGCCAGACCCCCACGCUGUGGUUCUGCGUGGAGAGGCAUAAGGAGAUCGAACAGUUCCGGCGCCAGGACAUCUUCACGCCCACGGUGACCGUCAACAUUGAGGAUUAUCCUGUUGAGCUCAGUUGGGAGGAGGGCUCCACAUUGGAUGCGGGGCGAUCGCAACAGCUGGGACAGGUGCUGCAGGGCGCGACCACCGCCUCGCUGCUGGAAGUGACUUCUACAAGGAAGCGUGCGCGGCGGCCGGUGGGGCUCAACACGGUCCAGUUGCUCAAGGCUGCUUCCACUGGACUGGGCAUGUCUCCGGCACAGUGCAUGAAGGUUGCCGAGGGCUUGUACUCAUCCGGCUACAUCUCAUAUCCCCGCACAGAGACCACAAAGUAUUCCGACACCUUCGACAUUGUGGGGGCCCUGCGGGAGCAGGCAAACCACCCGUCCUGGGGAAAGACGGUCAGCUACUUGCUCCGGCAAGGAAGCAUGCGUUCCCCAGUCUCUGGUACAGACAAAGGCGACCACCCCCCCAUCACGCCGAUGCGGGCGGCACCAAAGGACGAGUUCAGCAAGGGGAAGGAGUGGCGACUGUACGACUAUGUCACACGUCACUUCAUCGCAUCCCUGAUGGAUGAUGCGGAGUACGACGAGAUACGCUACGUUUUUGACGUGUGUGGCGAGAGGUUCGUGUUCACCUACCACGAGGUGGCUGAGCGCGGCUUCUUGUAUGCCAUGCCAUGGAAAGCGAAUGAUCUGAAGCUUGAAGAGAUCGACUGGGAGAUGCCGGACAUGGCGGAGGGUGACGAGCUAUCCGUCGAUGAGGUCGGCGUGGCCCGUGACACCACGAAGCCUCCCGAUUACCUGAGGGAAAGUGAGCUCGUGGCCCUGAUGGACAAGAACGGCAUCGGCACAGAUGCGUCCAUCCCACAGCACAUGCAGAACGUUGUAGACCGGCACUACGUCAUGAUCUGCGGGCCGGGCGAGAAUGGCCAGCGAGGCGAAGUCAUCUCCAAGGGGGGCAAGGGCAAAGGUCGGAAAGGCAAAGGGAAGGGUGGCAAAGGCGAAGAUGGACGCCCUGCAUCCAGGCACAUGGUGCCUACACCCAUGGGGCUGAGCUUGCUGGCUGCCUUUGAAGAGCUGGAUCCGCAGCUCUGCCGGCCUCCGAUCAGGGCCUUCAUGGAGAAGCAGGUGGCUCAGAUUGCGGAAGGCAUGCUGGACAAGCCAGACGUAACAGCGCAGAACUUGGACUUGUUCCAUUCCAAGUUCUUGAGUUUUCGGGAGGAGGUCAAAAACGCCAAGGCGACAGCUGGGGCGGUGACAGCAAGCGACACAAGGGCGACGGAAAAGGUGGAGGCAAGAGCCAUGGCAAAGCCGGCAAAAGCAAAGGGGGAAAGAAGUAGAAGAUGCUUCCCACCGCGCUCGCCGAUUCAGCCACGGAGGAGGACCUGGGCAGAGCUUCACCCCUGUGCAGGGAACUGA